Molecule: messenger RNA, 2244 nt
Organism: Penicillium odoratum
Lineage: Eukaryota; Fungi; Ascomycota; Eurotiomycetes; Eurotiales; Aspergillaceae
Product: threonine--tRNA ligase THS1
Exons: 11
Coding region: 1-2244 (747 amino acids)
Biological process (GO): threonyl-tRNA aminoacylation
Cellular component (GO): cytoplasm
Molecular function (GO): threonine-tRNA ligase activity; ATP binding
Source: RefSeq, a predicted model, not a curated record
AUGGCUUCUGAGGCCCCCAAGGAUCUGCCCGUGCGCCCUGCCGCCGAUGGUGAGGCCAAACCAGCCGCUGCUGCCCCGCCAAACGAUGCGAAAGUGAAAAAGGCUCCCGCCCCCGAUGUCCUGCCCGAAUGGAUGAUAGCACGAAACGAGCUCUUCGAAGAGCUCUGGCAGAAGCAACUCGAAGAAACCAAAAACCGUGAACACCAUGAAAUCAAGGUCACCCUUGACAUUGGCGACGGCAACCCCUCCCCCGUCCCCGCCAAGGCCUACGAGACCACACCUGGAUCCUUCCUGCGCGACGUCCCAAAGGAUGUGAGCGCCAAUAUUGUUGUCGCGAAAGUCAACGGUGAAUUGUGGGACCUCAAUCGCCCUCUUGAGGGCGACGCUAGCGUCGUACUACUUCCGUUCAGCAACCCUGAGGCUCGCGAUGUGUUCUGGCACUCCAGCGCCCACUGUCUUGGUGAGGCUUGCGAAUGUGAAUAUGGAUGUUUCCUGUCCCACGGUCCCCCAACCCCACAGGGUUUCUUCUACGACAUGGCCAUGCCUGACGGACGUGUCAUCCGAGAGACCGACUGGCCGGCACUCGACAAGCGUACCCAGGCUGUUUUCAAGGACAAGCAGAGCUUUGAUCGAUUGGAAGUUUCCAAGGAGAACCUCCGGAAGAUGUUCUCGUACAGCAAGUACAAGCUUCACUACAUUGAGAAGUUGGUGGAUACGGAGUUCAGUACUGUCUACCGAUGUGGCACCUUGGUCGAUCUCUGCCGUGGACCCCAUAUUCAAAAUACUAAUAAAGUUCGCAGCUUUAAAAUUCUUCAAAACUCUUCUGCCUAUUUCCUCGGCGACCAGUCCAACGACUCCCUGCAGCGUGUCCGAGCUGUCGCCUUCCCGGAUAAGAAGGGCAUGGCCGAGCACUUGAAAUUCCUGGAAGAGGCGGAAAAGCGGAAUCACAUGAAGAUCGGUAAAGAACAAGAACUGUUCUUCUUUGACGAUGUUUCUCCUGGCUCUGCUUUCCUUUUGCCCGCCGGUACGAAGAUUUUCAACUCUAUUCAAAAGCUGCUUCGCAAGGAGUACAUGAAAAGAGGCUACUCAGAAUGCCAAACCCCAAACAUUUAUUCCACGGAAUUGUGGAAGCAAUCUGGUCACUGGGAACAUUACCAGGACGACAUGUUCAAAAUUGAACAGAAAAAGGGAACUUCGACUGCCUAUUCCCUCAAGCCUAUGAACUGCCCAGGGCACUACAAAAUCUUUGCUCACCGUGAUCGUAGCUACCGUGAACUGCCUUUGCGCAUUGCGGACUUUGGUGUCCUACACCGUAACGAGGCGUCGGGAGCCUUGAGUGGCCUGACCCGUGUGCGCAAAUUCCAGCAGGAUGACAGCCACAUUUUCUGCACCCAAGACCAGAUCAUGUCCGAGAUUGAGGGUCUGUUUGAUUUCCUGCAGUCCGUCUACGGACUGUUUGGCUUUACCUUCAAGAUGAAGCUGUCUACCCGCCCUGAAAAAUACAUGGGUGAACUCGCGACUUGGAAUCACGCCGAGGAUCAGCUGAAAAUUGUGUUGAACAGGUUCAUGGGCGACAAAUGGACCAUCGAUGAGGGUGAUGGUGCCUUCUACGGACCGAAGAUCGACAUUACCAUUGAGGAUGCUUUGAAGCGUUCUUUCCAAUGUGCUACGAUUCAGCUGGACUACCAGGCGCCACUCAAUUUCAAUUUACAAUAUGUUACAAACGAGAAGGGUGAAAAGCAGACGAACGAAGAGCCGAAGAAGGAGGGCGAGGAGGCCCAGGCUAAGACCAACACCAAAGAGCUGCCGGCCGGUCGUGCCAGACCUGUCAUUAUCCAUCGUGCCAUCAUCGGAUCUUACGAAAGAUUCAUGGGUAUCCUUACUGAGCAUUUCGGUGGCAAAUGGCCUUUCUGGUUGAGUCCCCGCCAGGUCAUGGUCAUUCCGGUGAUGCCGGCUCUGAACGACUACGCCCUUGAAAUCCAAAAGGUGUUACAGGCUGACAAACUGAAUGUCGAUGUUGACAUCACUGGCAACACUCUUCCAAAGAAGAUUCGUUCGGCGCAACUAGCCCAGUAUAACUUCAUUCUCGUUGUUGGAGCCAAUGAAAUGCAAGAGCGUAGUGUCAAUGUCCGCAACAGAGAUGAUCCAGCGAGCCAGAAGCAGGGCGUUAUGAUUCCCCUCGAGGAGAUUCGUAUCAAGUUCAGGGCGCUGCGCAAGGAGCGGCGGUUGGAGAAUGCUCUGUAG